Oncorhynchus nerka (sockeye salmon) is the source of this 2192-nucleotide messenger RNA. RefSeq names its product protein lin-52 homolog. The record is from RefSeq and is a predicted model, not a curated record. The transcript is spliced from 6 exons. The coding region runs from base 55 to 444 and encodes 129 amino acids. Gene Ontology annotation, cellular component: DRM complex. Gene Ontology annotation, biological process: regulation of DNA-templated transcription. NCBI's taxonomy places the organism in Eukaryota, Metazoa, Chordata, Actinopteri, Salmoniformes, Salmonidae.
UCUGAAGCAACAUCAACCCAUUGGCUGCAUUCUAUCACGUGUGUGGAUCUGAAAAUGGCGUCUCCAAAUGGAGGUGAUGAUUUUGAGUCCUCUCUGCUGAGUUUUGAGAAGCUGGAUAGAGCAUCUCCUGACCUAUGGCCAGAGCAACUGCCAGGAGUUGCAGAAUUUGCUGCAUCUUGCAAAAAUCCAAUUACCAAUUCUCCACCCAAAUGGAUGGCUGAACUGGAGAGUGAGGACAUUGAAAUGUUAAAAGAGCUGGGGAGUCUGACCACAGCAAACCUGAUGGAGAAGGUCAAAGGGCUACAGAACCUGGCCUACCAGCUGGGCCUUGAGGAGUCACUUGAGCUGUUGUUGCAUGGCAUGCGCUAUCACAACAGCUGUUUGUCACUUGACUGUCCUUCCCUCAUGGAUCAGAUGAUGAUGUGUGAAAAUAUCAUGGUGUAACUAAUCAGCUGGACACCAACUGCCCAUCGAAUAAGUGUUAUACAUAAUUAUUGAAGAACCACGUUAAUGACAGUAUUGAUUUAGGUUUUAUGUAUCAAGGUAAGGUGACACUUUCGGUUAGAAGCAUGCGAUUUUGCAAUCUCAUACAUCAUUUUUGAUUUGUGUGCCCAUGAAAACUGUUUUCACCCCGUAACAUAAGGAGACACGAAAUGUUACCUAGUUACACUGCAUUUCUGCGAUCUCUAUACAAAAAACUGUCUGACAGCUAGAUUCAGGAUUCUUACAGGGUUCAAGUUCAAUAUCUAAUUUAACUGAUUCAUACUUAUUAUAUAAUGACAACUUGCACUGCCAUAAAAGCAAGGACAGAAAAGUAACGUUUUGUCACACAAUUUUUUGACAAAUCCGUCAAGACACCAACCAUGAUAAAGGGUUAAACAGGUUUUAAAUCAACUCGUGAAUUUGAUUGAAUAUAGCUGUGUUCUCCCCGUAUAUCUUCAUGUAAUGAGAUUUAAAAAAUGGCAGAUUAUUAUCAAUGACUUAUCAGCUGUAACAAGUUGUCUAGUGUAGGAAAUCCUCACUGGUGCACUAGUUUAUAUAAAGAUCCAUUUGCAUGUCAAAGUGCUUAAAGUGCAUAUUAGUCUAAGAUCUUGUUAAUUUUGAAGUAUUGCACUUGAAUAAAAUACUUUCUGUCUCUGGUUUUUCCUUUUGGCUGCCUGUAGCUGUGGACAGAGGGGUGGGGUUGCAAUUUGGUGUGGAGUGGAUGGAAAGAGUCUGAUGUGAUUUUAGUCGCCUUCUGCAGAACUCUGCACAGGUGGACAGAUGACAGGUCUUGCUGCUGCAACAUUAUUUUACAGCAAGACCUGCCAAUCUUCCUCAAUGAGGCUGUCAUAAUCAUCCAGGUAAUCCUCCAGGUUUGGUUUGAUACAAGGGAACGCCAGUCAAGACCGGUCCUGCUUAGUAUUGGCUGGCGGUGACAAAGAGCUGUCCUGGUCUAAACACCACUGUGCUGCCACCACAGUACAGCCAGGAUGACCUCUACAUCCCUGCCUAUGUGGAGUUGAGGCUGAAGGUCAGUACUGACAGCUCCUAAUGGCCCAGCAUCAAUCUCCUUCCUAUUAAGAGGCCAGGGCUGCUGAAUAUGAUUGCAUUCACACUGGCCCAUGGUGCUAAUGUGCCUUCAUCAAUCCAUCAGGGCGGCCUGAGCGACCGCGGGGCGGGCCGUUAUGAAGUUCUGCUCCCUGACAACCUCUGAAUGAGGAACAGGGGACCCACCCCCUCCUCUCCUCCUCUGUCCUCCUCUCCGCACCGGCCUACUUUAUGAGCUCAUAGUGGAGAUAAAUAGCAAGGCCCACCCGCUGGAGAAUUCUCCGUGGUGAAGACGCCAUUAGAUAUGGCGUGAUGGGAAACUGAAACGAGUCAAACGAUGAUGUGUGUUGAUAAGUUUUCUGUAUAUUUUUUUGCUAUUUGAGAUACAUACUUUGGGGGAAAUGUUGUUUGGCUUGAGGAAAUUAAAUUGCUGGUAUGAGAAAAUUGUCCCUAAAAGAAACAUUUCUGUUUAGCAAAAUAUGUACCAAGUUAAUCCAGAAGCCUCAAACCAGUGUUGCAUGGUUAACGCAGUUAACGGGGCGGCAGGGUAGCCUAGUGGUUAGAGCGUUGGACUAGUAACCGAAAGGUUGCAAGUUCGAAUCCCCAAGCUGACAAGGUACAAAUCUGUCGUUCUGCCCCUGAACAGGCAGUUAACCCUAGGC